GAGAGGGAGAAAAAGAGAGUGAUACAGAGGGCUUGUUCAGUGCCUUCGUUAGCAGAUGAAGCGACACUGCUGUGAUCUGCACUGCUGACUCAUCACGUGAUUACAAUCAUUUGACCAAUGGGAGGCGAAAUCGAAUCCAGGGCGUGUCUAAAACUCUCAAGUCGCAACUCUUAUAACUCUGGUCGACCAACUUGGUCUCACCACUUUUCCUCGAUAUCGGGGCAGAAACGCACGUACUUUGGAAGAAGAAAUAUCCACGAACUUCGUAAGGAUGAUUUCAACCCUGUUCCUCUUUGCCGCGCUGGCUGUUGGAGCACACGCAGGUCUAUGGGCGGGGUUCGCUCCCUGUGAUUAUGCUGAUCAAGGCAUUGCGGCCCCCCAAAAUGGCCGAAUUGUGGGGGUGUUUACAGCCAAAAGUGAAAGCAGUCAGGUGAGUCAUGGUGACGUCCACAGUGUUGAAUACGAACAAUUCCUCGGCAUGGCGUGUGAUGAUGGAUAUACGGAGAAAGGGGAUAGAUACCUCCUGUGUGGGUACGAUCCUGAUACAGCGAAGACUGCUUAUCUUGCUCACGAUCUAUUACGCAUACUUGAAUGUAAAG
Strongylocentrotus purpuratus (purple sea urchin) is the source of this 599-nucleotide messenger RNA. RefSeq lists its product as uncharacterized. The record is from RefSeq and is a predicted model, not a curated record. NCBI's taxonomy places the organism in Eukaryota, Metazoa, Echinodermata, Echinoidea, Camarodonta, Strongylocentrotidae.